CCCUCUUUUCCAUUUUCCUUUUCCGUUUCUCUCGCUUUAUAGUUAUUCUAAGUUUUUUUCUUCUUCUAUCCGCUCUCUCACUUGAUGGCGCCGGGAAUCGGAGGCCUGCAGCUGACUUCCCUCGCCGGCGACCGGAGAACCGCCGCCGCCGACUCCGAUGAGCUGGAGGACAUGCGGCUCUUGGACUCCUACGACGAAAUCAACGGCGGAGCGAGGCGGAUUCAGGUGGAGGUUACCGGAAUGACCUGCGCUGCCUGCUCUAAUUCCGUCGAAUCAGCUCUCAAAUCACUCGACGGCGUCAUCAGCGCCUCCGUCGCGCUGCUUCAGAACAAAGCCGACGUCGUUUUCAACACGGCUCUGCUCAAGGAUGAAGACAUAAAAAAUGCAAUUGAAGAUGCUGGGUUUGAAGCAGACAUAUUACCUGAAUCCAGUACAGUUGGAAAGGUGCCACAGGGAACCCUGGUGGGACAGUUCACAAUUGGAGGUAUGACAUGUGCAGCAUGUGUAAAUUCUGUUGAAGGUAUUUUAAGAAAUCUUCCAGGGGUCAGAAGGGCUGUGGUAGCUUUGGCUACUUCGUCAGGUGAAGUUGAAUAUGAUCCCAGUGUAAUUAGUAAAGAUGAUAUAGUCAACGCAAUUGAAGAUUCUGGUUUUGAUGGUUCAUUUAUACAAAGCAAUGAGCAGGAUAAAAUAAUUUUAAGGGUGGUUGGUGUGUACAGUCUGAUUGACGCACAAGUUUUAGAAGGCAUUCUUAGCAGCACAAAAGGAGUAAGACAGUUUCAUUUUGAUCAGGUUUCAGGUGAAUUGGAUGUUCUGUUUGAUCCUGAAGUUCUCAGUUCUAGAUCCGUUGUUGAUGCAAUCCAGGAGGGAAGCAAUGGAAAAUUUAAAUUACAUGUCAGAAGCCCUUAUACAAGAAUGGCUUCUAAAGACGUUGCAGAGACCUCAACCAUAUUUCGGCUAUUCAUCUCCAGUCUGUUUCUUAGUAUUCCUCUCUUCUUCAUGAGGGUAGUUUGUCCUCAUAUUCCACUAUUCUAUUCCUUGUUACUUUGGCGAUGUGGGCCUUUCCUCAUGGGUGAUUGGUUGAAAUGGGCAUUGGUGAGUGUCAUCCAAUUUGUGAUUGGUAAGCGCUUCUACAUUGCAGCCAGCAGAGCUCUUAGAAAUGGUUCUACGAACAUGGAUGUCCUGGUUGCUGUGGGAACUACUGCUUCUUAUGUUUAUUCUGUUUGUGCUCUUCUAUAUGGUGCUCUUACUGGAUUUUGGUCUCCAACUUACUUUGAAACAAGUGCUAUGCUCAUAACAUUUGUAUUGUUGGGCAAGUAUUUGGAAUGCCUUGCCAAGGGAAAGACAUCUGAUGCUAUCAAGAAAUUAGUAGAACUUACUCCUGCAACAGCUUUACUAGUUGUCAAAGAUAAAGGCGGUAAAUCUAUUGAAGUAAGGGAAAUUGAUUCUUUGCUUAUUCAACCUGGGGACACAUUGAAAGUUCUUCCUGGUGCAAAGAUUCCUGCUGAUGGUAUUGUUACUUGGGGCUCAAGUUAUGUGAAUGAGAGCAUGGUAACUGGUGAAUCCGUACCUAUUAUGAAGGAGGUGAAUGCUUCCGUUAUUGGAGGCACAAUAAAUUUGCAUGGCGUCCUUCACAUUCAAGCCACCAAAGUAGGAUCUGAUACAGUAUUGAGUCAGAUUAUUAGUUUGGUUGAGACGGCCCAGAUGUCCAAAGCUCCCAUCCAGAAGUUUGCUGAUUAUGUAGCAAGCAUAUUUGUUCCUUCGGUUGUUUCUUUAGCAUUAUUGACAUUAUUGGGUUGGUAUGUUGCUGGGUCUAUUGGAGCUUACCCAGAAGAAUGGCUGCCAGAAAAUGGAAAUCACUUUGUUUUUGCCCUAAUGUUCUCAAUAUCUGUAGUAGUGAUUGCAUGUCCCUGUGCACUUGGCUUGGCAACACCAACUGCUGUCAUGGUGGCAACAGGGGUUGGGGCUAACAAUGGAGUGUUAAUUAAAGGAGGAGAUGCCUUGGAAAGGGCUCAGAGGGUGAAGUAUGUGAUAUUUGAUAAAACAGGCACUCUAACUCAGGGAAAAGCCACUGUUACUGCAGCCAAGACAUUCACAGGAAUGGAACGUGGAGAAUUUCUUAAAUUGGUGGCUUCUGCUGAGGCUAGCAGUGAACACCCACUAGCAAAAGCAAUUUUAGCAUAUGCACGCCAUUUUCAUUUCUUUGAUGACUCUUCUGAUACUACUGGUACCGAGAUUGAUGCUGAAAAUGAUGCAAAGUCUGGGUGGCUUUUUGAUGUCUCAGACUUCUCUGCUCUUCCUGGAAUAGGUGUUCAAUGUUUUAUAGACGGGAAGCUUAUUUUGGUUGGUAACAGGAAGUUGAUGGAGGAAAAUGGCAUAGAUAUUUCAACAGAAGUGGAAAAUUUUGUGGUAGAGCUGGAAGAAAGUGCGAAGACAGGGAUACUGGUUGCAUAUAAUGAUAUAUUAACUGGAGUCUUGGGGAUUGCAGACCCACUAAAGAGAGAGGCUUCUGUAGUCAUAGAGGGCCUCCAGAAAAUGGGUGUCACACCUGUUAUGGUUACAGGAGAUAACUGGAGAACAGCUCGUGCUGUUGCCAAGGAGGUUGGCAUCCAAGAUGUUAGGGCAGAGGUCAUGCCAGCGGGAAAAGCUGACGUUGUUCGUUCAUUCCAAAAAGAUGGGAGCAUAGUUGCAAUGGUGGGUGAUGGUAUCAAUGAUUCUCCUGCAUUAGCUGCUGCUGAUGUUGGUAUGGCAAUUGGGGCUGGGACUGACAUAGCAAUAGAAGCUGCUGAGUAUGUGCUCAUGAGAAAUAACUUGGAAGAUGUGAUCACAGCCAUCGAUCUUUCCCGGAAGACCUUUUCUCGUAUUCGAUUGAACUAUGUGUUUGCCAUGGCUUACAAUGUUGUGGCUAUACCAGUUGCUGCUGGUGUGUUUUAUCCUUCACUGGGGAUCAAGCUGCCGCCAUGGGUUGCUGGUGCAUGCAUGGCUCUCUCUUCUGUAAGUGUUGUAUGCUCUUCUUUGCUUCUUAAAAGAUAUAAAAGACCCAGACUUACUACAAUACUUGAAAUAAUUGUAGAAUAAUAAGAAAGGAAUGAAACCUACUAGGGUCGGCCUAGUAGUGGGGAGAUUUGUGUAGUUUGGACGAGAUUUUAGGUUUAAAUCUCGUCAUUAUUGUUCACACAAAAAAGAGAGAAAUAAAUGAGAAUAAUUAUAGGUUUUAGCUUGUGAGGGUACAAAUGACUUUUGAUCGGAACUUCUAAUUCCAGUUUUGUGCAUGUUUCUUCCGUUUCUGCAUUCCUGGGGUGUUGUUGUAAAUGUAGUAGCUGCCAAUUAAUUGUAAAUUGUACUUGGAUUGUAAUUGGUGUAGCACUCUCCCCUCCAAUACGCACAAUUUCACUCCUCUUGAUACGUAACUUCUCCCAUAGAGCCAUAUGUAGGGGACUAUGUGAAUGUGUAUGUGUGCAAAAGUGAAUUUAUAGUGUUUCUUUGAAUUUA
Molecule: messenger RNA, 3489 nt
Organism: Glycine soja
Lineage: Eukaryota; Viridiplantae; Streptophyta; Magnoliopsida; Fabales; Fabaceae
Product: copper-transporting ATPase RAN1-like
Exons: 9
Coding region: 85-3075 (996 amino acids)
Biological process (GO): monoatomic cation transport
Cellular component (GO): membrane
Molecular function (GO): ATPase-coupled monoatomic cation transmembrane transporter activity; ATP hydrolysis activity; ATP binding
Source: RefSeq, a predicted model, not a curated record